UUCGUGAGAAAGACAUACAAAGAGAGAACAAAAAAAAGAGAAAAACAGAGCAAGAUACAGAAUUUGAAAACAAACGCUAAAACUUCAAGAAAAAAAAUAUCAUUGGUUGUCUCCGUUUCAAAAAUAUGGGAGAAAUCGUGUUACUAGUCGAUGAUUUGAAGCUACUUUCAGGAAUUUCUCGCUGUAGAAUUUGCCAUGAAGAAGAGUUUGAAAGCACCAAAACCUUGGAAGCACCUUGUUCUUGUUCUGGAACCGUUAAGUUUGCUCAUAGAGAUUGCAUACAAAGAUGGUGUAACGAAAAAGGAAAUACAACUUGUGAGAUAUGUCUCCAGCAAUAUGAACCUGGAUAUACGACUCUUCCAAAGAAGUCAGAGAUAAACGAUGAAGCAAUGUCCAUAAGGGUAGAGGAAGAAGCUUCAGACGCAAGAGAAAAUAGGGUGGAAGGAACUGUAAUAGAAAGUGAUUAUUCAGAAUGCAGCUCUACCGCAGAUAGAAGUGCGACUCACUGUCGAUCACUUGCAAUAGCUUUUACACUUGUGUUACUGGUAAGACAUUGUCUCGUAGUCCCUACAAGUGGAGCUGAAGAUUACCCAUUUACACCUCUUACCGUCAUUGUAUUGAAGGCUCUUGGAAUUAUUAUACCCAUGUACAUAGUUACAAAGACAAUUGGAGCCAUUCAGAAUACUAUUCGGCGCUAUCAUGGUUCUGACUAUGACACAUCUCUUUCUGAGGAAAAUGACAGAAAUGAUGCAACUCACCAAGAAAACUUAAUACAUUCAUAAAUUAUUUACUUUAAUGUGUAUCAGAGUAUCAUGAAUGAUGAUAGACAAUUGAUUUCUUAUCAAAAUACAUCUUCAAAUCUUUCCCUA
Molecule: messenger RNA, 869 nt
Organism: Lathyrus oleraceus (garden pea)
Lineage: Eukaryota; Viridiplantae; Streptophyta; Magnoliopsida; Fabales; Fabaceae
Exons: 6
Coding region: 126-782 (218 amino acids)
Biological process (GO): protein ubiquitination
Cellular component (GO): membrane
Molecular function (GO): zinc ion binding; ubiquitin-protein transferase activity
Source: RefSeq, a predicted model, not a curated record